Messenger RNA from Trypanosoma cruzi, 1200 nucleotides. RefSeq lists its product as uncharacterized. The record is from RefSeq and is a predicted model, not a curated record. Bases 1 to 1200 code for a protein of 399 amino acids. Lineage: Eukaryota; Euglenozoa; Kinetoplastea; Trypanosomatida; Trypanosomatidae. The transcript has a single exon.
AUGGAAAAGAGAACGAGAGGAGGAGGAGGAGGAGGAAAAGGGACGGGGCGCAGCGAAGCCACACGCACACAGGAACGACAAGAAGGAAGGAAAAAAGACAUGGAAAGUAAAGGCACGCCAACAACACGACAUCCACACGUCUUGACGACAGCGCGGUGCAAAAAAGAGACGUUGUGGCACGGGACACCGAAAAGGCAGACGAACCCAACGACAGCGGUGGCCUCUAAAAGUGAAGUCGUUGCCACUUCUCCACAUGAUGGGGGUAGCGGGAGGCUGCCGGAGGACAGCCAGGAGGCGACAGACGAAGUGGUGACGCUCUCCUCCGCCUCAUCCCCACUUUCCCGCGCGUUGGACGGGUCAUGCAUGCCUUUUGCCCCACCUUUGGGCAGUGACACGGCGGUCACUGUGGCGUGUGGCCCGGUCAACAGGUCUUCGCUCCUGUCUACAGAGGAACAAACGGCACAUGCGAGUUUGGGUCAGUCCGAUGCCAUGACGGACAGGCGACGGAGCGAAGAAAUGCUGUAUUACCUUGAAGCGGCUCGUGCACUACGUGAGGUGACGAGUGGUGUGGAAGCCCGAGAACAGUGUUUGAGGGACGAGAUUGAACGGCAAAGUACACUUUAUGAAGCAAAGAAAUUAGAUCUUGCUGAGAAACAGAGGGUGUAUGAACGUCUUCACGAAUCCACGUUGCGUCUCACACGGAAUGUACGUAGAUUAGAUAGUGAAAAUGAUCGUAUACGUGAUCGGCUCACAAAACUUCAAAUGGCGAUUGAAAAAAUGGAGUCUAGAAAACUACCCCGACAUAUACAACAGGAUGUUGACCGCGUGGUACGUUGCGAGUCCGUUCCAUCAUGGCAAGGGGCCAAUCAGCGUGUUGGUGGUGGUGAAGCCAUUGUUCCCAUGCGGAGUGUUGGUUCUGUCGCCAAGAAUACAUUAAUGACGGAACUUGAAAUGUAUACACAAAAACUUCGAUCCGCCGAGGUACGGCAUGACAAAUUAAUAAAAGAACUGCAAUUGGCCGUUGCAAGAAGAAAAGGACGCGCUGCCGCCUACAAUAGUUUUGGCGCCUCACUCUCCUUCUCUGGGUACUCGGGAAUGGGAAAUAGGGAUGGUUCAUUCCUUACAGAUAGUGUGGGGGAAUCUAUUGCCAUUCAACAGUUGGAACGGAUGAUUGACGACAGUCUUAUCCGUUGCAAAUAA